CACAACAAACAUGGCGGAUGCCUGUGCUUCCACGACUCUAGCGACAGUUUCACUGAUAUGUUUUGCAUUACUGGCAGGGUUUUACUUGACCAGUUUAAAUGCACUAUGGACACUGGUCUCCGUUACUGUUACUCUCGUGUUGGGGUCCCAGUUACUGUGGAAGUUACGGAGAAGAGAUGCGUUGACGGAGCGGCGUGUAUGUGUGCUGGUACUGGGGGAUAUCGGACGCAGCCCUCGCAUGCAGUACCAUGCCCUUUCGCUCAGCAAACACGGCUACAGCGUGACGUUUGUUGGAUUCCCUGGUACCAAGCCUCAUCAGGAUGUGAUUGGAGAUGAGAGGAUCACGAUCAUCCCAAUCGCGGAAGUUAAAGGACUCCAAGUGGGUCCUAGGAUGGUGAGCUAUGUUACCAAGGUGAUUCUCCAGUCCCUGCAGCUUCUCCUGGUGUUGUUGAAGACUGACGUCCAGUCCCAUAUUCUCAUGCAGAACCCUCCAGGACUGCCCGGUAUAGUGGUGACAUGGCUGGUGUGUGGUCUGAGAGGAACCAGGUUCAUCAUUGACUGGCACAACUACGGCUACACCAUCAUGGGCCUCUCACACGGCCCCGACCACCCCAUCGUCAGGCUGGCACAGUGGUAUGAGCGUUUGUUUGGGCGAUUCUCCAGCCAUAACCUUUGUGUCACCAACGCUAUGAAGGAAGACCUUCAGAACAACUGGAACAUCAAGGCGACCACAUUGUAUGACAAGCCACCUGCUAUCUUCAAGGAGACUCCAGUGGAUCUACAGCACCAGCUGUUCAUGAGGCUGGCCAAGACUAACCCUCAGUUCCAGGUCUGUGGUGAGCCCCCUGGUGGUGAGACAGAGAGGACAGUGUUUACAGGUCGUGACCCAAGUGACCUUUCUGUGACCUUGACCUCUGGUCGACCUGCCCUACUGAUCAGCAGCACCAGCUGGACCGAGGAUGAGGACUUCUCCAUUCUGCUGAAGGCUCUGGAAGACUACGAGGGGUUUGUGAAAGCAGGAGCUUCUCUUCCCUCGCUGGUCUGCGUCAUCACAGGUAACUAUAGUGUUGACAGUGUACUGCUGCUGGUCUGCGUCAUCACAGGUAACUAUAGUGUUGACAGUGUACUGCUGCUGGUCUGCGUCAUCACAGGUAACUAUAGUGUUGACAGUGUACUGCUGCAGGUCUGUGUCAUCACAGGUAACUAUAGUGUUGACAGUGUACUGCUGCAGGUCUGUGUCAUCACAGGUAACUAUAGUGUUGACAGUGUACUGCUGCAGGUCUGUGUCAUCACAGGUAACUAUAGUGUUGACAGUGUACUGCUGCAGGUCUGUGUCAUCACAGGUAACUAUAGUGUUGACAGUGUACUGCUGCUGGUCUGCGUCAUCACAGGUAACUAUAGUGUUGACAGUGUACUGCUGCAGGUCUGUGUCAUCACAGGUAACUAUAGUGUUGACAGUGUACUGCUGCAGGUCUGUGUCAUCACAGGUAACUAUAGUGUUGACAGUGUACUGCUGCAGGUCUGUGUCAUCACAGGUAACUAUAGUGUUGACAGUGUAAUGCUGCAGGUCUGUGUCAUCACAGGUAACUAUAGUGUUGACAGUGUACUGCUGCAGGUCUGUGUCAUCACAGGUAACUAUAGUGUUGACAGUGUAAUGCUGCAGGUCUGUGUCAUCACAGGUAACUAUAGUGUUGACAGUGUAAUGCUGCAGGUCUGUGUCAUCACAGGUAACUAUAGUGUUGACAGUGUACUGCUGCAGGUCUGUGUCAUCACAGGUAACUAUAGUGUUGACAGUGUACUGCUGCAGGUCUGUGUCAUCACAGGUAACUAUAGUGUUGACAGUGUAAUGCUGCAGGUCUGUGUCAUCACAGGUAACUAUAGUGUUGACAGUGUCCUGCUGCUGGUCUGUGUCAUCACAGGUAACUAUAGUGUUGACAGUGUAAUGCUGCAGGUCUGUGUCAUCACAGGUAACUAUAGUGUUGACAGUGUAAUGCUGCAGGUCUGUGUCAUCACAGGUAACUAUAGUGUUGACAGUGUCCUGCUGCUGGUCUGUGUCAUCACAGGUAACUAUAGUGUUGACAGUGUAAUGCUGCAGGUCUGUGUCAUCACAGGUAACUAUAGUGUUGACAGUGUAAUGCUGCAGGUCUGUGUCAUCACAGGUAACUAUAGUGUUGACAGUGUACUGCUGCUGGUCUGUGUCAUCACAGGUAACUAUAGUGUUGACAGUGUAAUGCUGCAGGUCUGUGUCAUCACAGGUAACUAUAGUGUUGACAGUGUCCUGCUGCUGGUCUGUGUCAUCACAGGUAACUAUAGUGUUGACAGUGUAAUGCUGCUGGUCUGUGUGGUCUAGGCAGGAUUACUGUAAAGCGCUUUUACAUGCUGCGUCUGAUUUGGUCUUUUGACCAAUCAGAUCAGAUCUUUUGCCAAUAAUUAGGCAAAAUAUCAGAAUUGGGCUGCCUGUGUAAACGCAGCCUUUGCGUCAAAGGCUGAUGUAAAAAGGGCUUUAUGAAUAAAUGUGAUUUGAUUGAGAAGCCUCACAAAAAAUUACAUUGUCAACUAACCUAUUGUUGCUAGAUUAAACCAACUGAGAAAAACCUUUACAAGCCCUGUCAGUCCUAUACUGUUAACCCUAGAGAACGUAUUGUUUCAAUUCCCUGGGGGUGUGUGUGUGACCAGGUAAGGGUCCGCAGAAGGACCACUACAGGAAGCUGAUAGACACUCUCAGCUUUGAGCAUGUGAAGAUCUGUACUCCAUGGCUGGAGGCGGAGG
This is a messenger RNA of Coregonus clupeaformis (lake whitefish), 2769 nucleotides long. RefSeq names its product ALG1 chitobiosyldiphosphodolichol beta-mannosyltransferase (gene alg1). Gene Ontology annotation, molecular function: mannosyltransferase activity. NCBI's taxonomy places the organism in Eukaryota, Metazoa, Chordata, Actinopteri, Salmoniformes, Salmonidae. The transcript has 10 exons. The record is from RefSeq and is a predicted model, not a curated record. The coding region runs from base 11 to 2350 and encodes 779 amino acids. Gene Ontology annotation, cellular component: endoplasmic reticulum.